CUGUUUCUUUAGAACUUGUUACUGCUGUGUGUUGUUUUCUGUUUCAGGUACCAUGGCAGGAGAUCGAAAAGGAGAACCCAGCAAGGAAGAAAAAUUGAUGAUUGAAUCAUUCAAGGCCAGUAUGGGUCUUGUCCUCAAAGAUCAGAUGAGACAACUAAGACUGGACCUAUGACAGGAACUCCAACAAGCUUCUGGUCAGAGUCUUGAGCCUAGAAGCAGUGAGAGGAGACAAAGACGUGAUCAUGAAGGCAGGGGCAAUCACAGAAAUAAAUUUUCUCAUCAAAAGCUGAAAAUCCCUCCUUUUCAUGGCAAGGCUGAUCCUGCUGAAAAUAAGAUGGAGUGGAGUGGAGUGGGAAGAGAAGAUGGAGUUGAUUUUCAAAUGUCAAAGCUAUGCUGAAGUAAAGAAGGUUCAAAUAGCCACUGCUGAGUUUUAUGGUUAUGCUUCAAGCUGGUGGAAUCAAUUGGUGUCGUCUAGGAGACACUAUGGAAAAGAACCAGUUGCAACCUGGCUUAAUUAAGGGCUUUGAUGCGCCAUAAGUAUGUUCCAAGACAGUACCACAAGGAAGUACUUCAAAAACAGUCUGAAACAAAGCCAUGCUCUGCAAACUCAGUCGAGGAACAACAAGGCAGAAUGAGAUCAAGUUCAUCCGGUGUUAUUGGUUUACCUAGCAAAACAACAAGAUGGUUCAGUGAGGGGGACAUAAAGAAGCUGUCUCAAGUGAUUAUGGAUGUUGAGAAACAACUCAGAGAGACCCACACCACACGUACAACCUUAGAAGAACAAAACCAAGAGUCAAUCACUUCAGUCUCAGAACUUUAUUCAGCAGAGCCGGUAUCAGCUGUGCCUAUUCAGGAAGAGCAAGCCAAAGCAACAUCACCUAUCUUUAAUAAAGAAGAGCAGCCUGGUCAGAACGUCAUUGUUCCUUUCAAACAAGACAUGGUAGCAGAGGAGAUACCCAGGGAACCACAGAGAGCUCACAGAAUGAAUCAACGAAUUGUCUUUGAUCCAUGUGAUUUUCAAAAGACCUUCUUAGGUCAGACUAUUUUGAGGUCUACACUUUUCGAAAAGAAGGGUUAUAAUGACCAGAGUAUCAAUGAUGAGUCCUUGGCUAAGUUGGCGAAGCAACAAGCAAACCUUGAAAACUGUCUAGCCGCCAGCUUUGACAUAGGAGCAGUCCAAGGAUCAUAUCUCAACAACCAAAGGGAUGAAAGCAACAAACUCGACUUCCAUGGAAACUUAACUCAUCAGGGGCUCACGGCGAAUUGGAAUCAUGUCUAAAGCUUCUCAGGGGAAAGAGUUAUGGGUUCUACAAGUCGGAUGAACCUGUGUUUGCUUUGUUUGAAUUUUUCUGAGUUUAGAACAUCUCAAUCCUAUCUAUGGCGACCAGGUGAGCAUGCUAAGAGCCAUGUACAGAUUAUGAUGAAGAUUUGAAGCAUACAAGGAGAAAGAACAAGCAUGAGGAAGACAAGCGUUUCAAGCCACCUGAUCUGAACCAGGAGAGACAUCAGGACAAUACUUGCUUCAUCCUCAUCAAAGAAGAACCUCCAGAUGCAGCAUACAAGCCAAAACCGAGCUAAAACCAAUUUGGGAUAAGACUCUUACUCUUUGAUAAAUUUUCAUGUGCUUACUGGUUUUGUUUCAAUGUAUCAGGUUUAAGGAAUGCAUCAAGUAGAACCAAACGGAUCAGUCCCUCCUACAUAAUCGAACCAAUCAGAAAUAAUGCCUAUCAAAGAGGCUUGCAAGGUAAGUGUAAUCUGAUUUUAAACUUUGAUAUUACUGACUUGGCCCCCUCUAUUGCAGGUAAAGUGGAUUUCAGGACAAAUCUUUUUGAAGAGGGAAGGGAUGAUGUGAUCAUGGAAAGCACCAAGGAAUGGAAGUAUUAACCUGAUCCUGAAGAAAUUGUAGCUGAGUAGGCAACAUUGAAGAAUGCUUGGAAAAAAGAAGUAUACAUUAGUCUUGGCCGAAGCUUGAUCAUCCAAGACACCUUAACCAUCAUUCAAGCUACUUCACCUUCACGCUGAUCAUCAUCUAGGCAAGUAGCUUGUGUGUGCUCUUUUCCUAACCUUUGGUUUUGUCCCACUGGGUUUUCCAAAGGAAGGUUUUUAACGAGGCCACAAGUCUACUUCUCCUAUCUCCUAGAUGAUUGAUCUUCGUCUGUCAACAUGAAGACCUUAUGUUAUAUUUUUUAAGCUAUGCUUUCAUAUUAUUUAGUUUUCGAAAACUCUAGUCUUUGUUGUGUUUCCAAGGGAGCCUUUGUCUUUAUUUCCCUUGUAUUUUCGAUACCUUGUGCAUGUACAAGGCUUCUCCUUUAUAUUCUGG
Molecule: messenger RNA, 2320 nt
Organism: Brassica oleracea var. oleracea
Lineage: Eukaryota; Viridiplantae; Streptophyta; Magnoliopsida; Brassicales; Brassicaceae
Exons: 2
Coding region: 527-1279 (250 amino acids)
Source: RefSeq, a predicted model, not a curated record